UCGCCACGCUUCGGGCUCGGUGGCGAGCGAAGUGGAGCGGAGUUACUAAGGACUACUAAAAGUUGUUGAUGGCGUUGAUAGUAGAACAACUAUCCCGCCGGCCUAGCUCCUCCCCCUGGUGACGUGGCUCCUUCUCUGACGUCAUAGGUCCUUUAGGCCACUUGAUUUCAGCAUCUACCGUCCCAUGAUCCACAUCUUGUUGCGCCGAUGACGUCAUCUUCUACGCGACGUCGCGCUGCUGUUACGCUGUUUAGUGUAUAGUAGCUGAAAAAAUGGCGGCUGGGACAGGGAAGCACAAGCUGCUGAAUGUCGGCCCCACAGAGCCGUGGUCUGUCCGGGAGAAGCUAUGCCUCGCCUCCUCCGUCAUGCGCAGCGGCGACCAGAACUGGGUAUCAGUAAGCCGUGCCAUCAAACCCUUUGCAGAACCAGGACGCCCUCCUGAUUGGUUCUCUCAGAAGCAUUGUGCAUCACAAUAUUCUGAGCUCCUGGAGACCACAGAGACCCCAAAACGGAAACGAGGUGAACGUGGAGAAGUUGUGGAGACAGUUGAAGAUGUAAUUGUACGGAAACUGACAGCAGAAAGAAUUGAGGAAUUGAAGAAAAUGAUUAAGGAGACACAGGAAAAAUAUAGGAAGUUGAAGAAGGAAGCAGAGCUGAUUCAGAGUGGCCACAUGGACAGCAAGUUGGAUGAACUGUGGAAUUUCAUUUUGACCAAUAAGAAACAAGAAGAGGAGGAGGCAGAGAUGAAGAGAAAGGCCACUGAUGCUUCCUAUCAAGCCCGCCAGGCAGCGAAGAACAUUCCUCGUCGAACUUCAAGUACAGUCAGUCGCUCUUCUAUUGAAUCUUCAUCUCCAGGAGGAGAGUUUGGCUUGGGAGACCUGACACCAAGUAGCAUUGAGGAGGGAAGUGUGGGGGUAAGUGUGGGGUCUUUAACAAGCACCACAGUCUCUUCCUUCAUUGGCAUUCCUGACACCCCUCCUCCUCCUUCUGCCCCCUUGGAGUCCCUGUUGACCCCUAUGAUGGAUGACUCUCCCCAGAAAAAGAUGGUGGGACAGAAAGCAACUCCACCCCCCUCCCCGCUGUUAUCGGAGCUCCUGAAGAAAGGCAGUCUGUUGCCCUCGAGUCCCCGGCUGGUCAGUGAGAGUGAAAUGACUUUAACAUCUACUCAAAUUACCACUUCUGGUGUCUUAAUGGAUGUUGGAGUCCUCCCAAGUCUUCAUGGAGGUGAGCUGCACCCUGUUGCAGGCACAAUUCCAGCGGCUUCAGGUGCUCCCACUCUGUGCCGGCUUCUAGAAGCUGGUCCUGCACACUUCGCUCCAUCUCUCGCUUCCUUCUCUGCUGCUACAAGUGAAUCUCUGUCUAAAUCUUUGCUGACCCCUAUAGAGUCCCAGGCCACCAUUAUUAUGAUGUCAGCACUGCCAAUGUCUGCAGCUGUCCCAGUGACCCAGCAGGAAGACUCUGAAUCUUCUUCAGAUCCACACACCGUUACAGUGUCCAUGGACAGCAGUGACAUUUCCAUGAUCAUAGAUUCUAUCAACAAAGAAUGCCUUGCAAGUGGUGAUGGAAGCUCGCAAUCCAAGGCUGAGUCUUCAGAAAGCAAGGGAGAUCUGGAUCUGGCAGAGAAGAUGGAUAUUGCUGUAUCAUAUACGGGAGAGGAGUUAGAUUUUGAAACUGUCGGGGACAUAAUUGCAAUAAUUGAGGACAAGGUGGAUGACCAUCCUGAAGUGCUGGAUGUUGCUGCUGUUGAGGCAGCCCUAUCUUUAUGUGAAGAGAAUGAUGACCCCCAAGCACUUGGUGGGCCCUGGGAUCAGGAUGUACAUGGGCAUACAGCAAAACAAGAGACCCUUGCACAGUCUCUUAUUCCGGGGCCCAAGGAGUCGGACACAAUAAUGAAUAUAAUGGAGCUGACCGCUGAUAUAAAAACUGAACCUCCGGAAACUGAAGUGGAGCCUGCUCCAUCAGAGGCUUCUUCCGUCAGUUCUCAUUCAUUGUUUCAGCUUGGACCUCCUGAAGAAACCGUGAGAGGGACCACUGUAGAAGAGCCAGUUAAAGAAGAGGAAACGGAACACCACUUGAAAACGGAGGAACCACAUUGUGAAACUUCUCAAAGUGAGACUUUUUCUAAUGAAGAGGAAAAGGGAAUGAGAUCUGAGGAGAGCCCUGUGCUAAUUGAUGCAAUGAAAUCGGAACCUCCAUCUAGCAGUCAGAACAAGGACUCUCAAGAAGAGGAGGAGGAAGAUGAUGAUGAUGUCACAAGUGACGUUGGCAGUCCAGAUGAGCCCAAGGAAGAAGAAGCAGGGGAGGAAUAUUUGUCCGAGAUGGAUAAUGAGCCACCAAUCAGUGAGAGUGAUGAUGGGUACAGUAUUCACAAUGCCCAACUUCAGUCACACACACUUGCUGAUUCUAUUGCCAGUAGUCCAGCAUCCUCCCAAUUUUCGGUCUGCAGUGAAGACCAAGAGGCAAUACAAGCUCAGAAAAUAUGGAAAAAAGCUAUAAUGUUGGUGUGGCGGGCAGCAGCCAAUCACAGAUAUGCCAAUGUCUUUCUUCAACCGGUGACCGAUGACAUUGCUCCUGGCUAUCACAGUAUAGUGCAAAGGCCCAUGGACCUAUCUACUAUAAAGAAAAAUAUUGAGACAGGCUUAAUCCGGAGCACAGCUGAGUUCCAGAGGGACAUCAUGCUUAUGUUCCAGAAUGCUGUAAUGUAUAACAGUUCUGAUCAUGAUGUCUAUCACAUGGCAGUGGAGAUGCAGAGGGACGUGCUGGAACAGAUCCAGCAAUUCUUGGCCACCCAGUUGAUAAUGCAGACAUCUGAAUCCGGGAUCAGUGCAAAGAGUCUGAGGGGUCGAGAUUCCACACGCAAGCAAGACGCCUCUGAAAAGGACAGUGUCCCCAUGGGCUCUCCUGCCUUCCUUCUCUCUCUCUUUGAUGGAGGUACCCGGGGCCGUCGCUGUGCAAUUGAAGCAGAUAUGAAAAUGAAAAAAUGAGGUGGCAGCCUGUGUACUGUGUGGUACACAACGUAAUAGUAGUGAUGAUUGAUUGUAUUGUGUAUAAUGGAGCAAUGUCCUUUUCUGCAAGUUAGUUUGUAACCCCCAGUAUCUGGGUCCUGUAGCUGGCACAUUUCUGUUUGCCCUGCCCUCCAUGAAGUGGCAGCACAAGCAGUAUUAUUUGACUUGUAAAUAUGUACAUUUAGAUGGCUAGAACAUACUGCCUUUGUAAAUGGAGGUUACAGUUCAGUUUUACUUGGACUUUAUUAGAACAGUAGGAAGUAGCAUUCAAUGGUUUUGUACGUACUGUGCUUGUCAAUCGUUUUGUAAAAAUUCAUGAUGGAAGUAUCACAAACCUAUGAAAGGGGAUGUUUGUUCGUUUAAUUAGCCAUUUAAUUAGGUCUUAUAUCGGCAACAUACAUUUGAGGUAGGUCAGUAAUGGACAUUGAACUGUUCAUUAUCUGCUUCCACUAUUAAAUUACAGCUUCUCAUGUACCGUAGCGUGCAAAUCUUAGUUGAGUGGCACUUUUUUUUGUCUGUAUACUGUAUCUCUGACCACCAUUUGUAUUUAAAUGGAUGGCCGCUACCAUCAAUUCACAAUAUUUGGUUUUGUCAGUAGCAGGUUUGUACUUUUAGAAUAGUGUACUGCAAUUGGACUAAAGCUUCAUGUGAUGGGUUCUCACCCUUCUCUUUUGACGCAGUCUUAAACUAGGCACACCUAGCAACUGCUGAGCUUCCCGGCUUAUAGCUGUACAUAUGGCAGUGAUGCUGGCCAUCCAUUGCCCUUUAAGUUAUACAUAACAGGAUCAUUUGUGAACAGAUUUAUUUAGGUUUUAAAAAUGUCUCAUGUUUUGCCCACGGUAAGAAACCACUAUCGUCUCUUCACUCAUUUGUCGUUACCCACUUUCAUCACACAGACAGCUGGAAAAAAGAUCAUGCAUCUGUGAAGGUGGUUUUGCACCUUACAAGAAAUGUAUUCACUCGUAUGUGCCCUCCUGCAACUUUUACUAAACAGAUUACAUUGUUGUAAAUGUUUUAUUUAUAAGCUGUCUGUCUAGUACAAAGACGGUGUCCUGGGUAGGCACGUAAUCAACUCGUAUCCUUGGAGUUUAAAUGAAUGCAUAUCUAACUGUAAGUUGCCUGUGGUUUGACCUGGGCUGACCUCCACACUGGUUAAAAAAAUAAAUAAAACAAAAGCAUUCAUGUACGCUACAGUUUUGCCGUAAACUAAAAUUUUAUGUAAUUUGACAUCUUUGUUGGUUUGUGUAGACUAGAAUGAAAUGAGGUAAUGUUGUGGUACUGAAACCUUUCCAUUAUUUUAAAUCUAUUUGCCAAGUUAAAAAGGACUUUCUUAGUAUAUGGAUUGGAAACUACAUUUAUCAAUAUUUAUUUGUGAAGGUUGUAACAUAUGACCAACUGUAAUAUAUUUCUUUUUGUAUUUUAUGUAUAUGUUGAUUAGUUUGAAAUAAAGGUACCACUUCAGGUAUAUAUUAUGUUAAAAUCAAAAUCCACUGCAUUUAGUUUUAUAUUUUCUUUUAUUAUACAUAGCAUACUGGUAUAACUCCAAUAAGCCUAUUGCAAUGUAUUUUCUUAUUGUAAUUAAAUAUGCACUCUUAUGUAUUGUUAUUUUCUAUGCAUCUUUUCUCAAACCAUUUCAUAAUAUUUUUGCCUCCCAAGAUAUCUCUUCCAGUAAUGAGGUUUAAAGAAAUUUUGGAUUUCUCAGUGAAAAUUUUAUUUAGUUGACUGGAAGGUCAGUUGUCAUGGAGAGAGAUCCUGGGCCAGGGCUUCUGAUAUUCAUGACCCACUUUCCAUAAAAACGUUUCAUCUAUGCUUUCUAUUGAAAGAAGAUACCAGGAGGUCAUCCGUAAGAAGGGGAUUACUGUAACAUGCCACUUUCAGCAGAUAUAGCUGAUCCAGUCUCCUUGCUCCUGGCAUCUUGUCCCCACUUAGCUGCGUGCGGUCAACUCUCUCUGUUUAUCCUAUUUGCAUAAUGAAUAUGCUGUCACUCGUAGGCUUCAAAUUGGAUUUAGGUGUGCUUUGUGCAUAGGAAAAUCAACAUUCAUUUGUUCUGGGGGUCGUCACAAGACUGUUUUGGGCCAGCAUUGACCAGAAAUUGCCACUUACACUGCUCAAAUAUGCGUAUGCUUAUUUAAAUCUUUCCAAAUAAUAUUGUCAGCCUGUAAAUGCUAUUUGUUCUACAGUCAUUGACUAGUUUACCCACCCACAUUUGAAUGAAAAACUGAACCUCCGUAUGUGUGGCCAUCUUUUUAGUUUCUUAACAAAGUAGUGAGUCUCACAUUGCUGAUUUAUUGUUAUGUGAUUUAAUCUGCAUUUUAUAUAUUGAUUUAUUUAUAGUAAGCUUUUUUAAAUAUUUUAAUUGUGUAUAAUAAAGUUUCAUAUCUUAAUUUUAAA
Molecule: messenger RNA, 5396 nt
Organism: Pseudophryne corroboree (corroboree frog)
Lineage: Eukaryota; Metazoa; Chordata; Amphibia; Anura; Myobatrachidae
Gene: BRD8
Product: bromodomain containing 8
Exons: 22
Coding region: 273-2984 (903 amino acids)
Cellular component (GO): NuA4 histone acetyltransferase complex
Molecular function (GO): protein binding
Source: RefSeq, a predicted model, not a curated record